Molecule: messenger RNA, 1230 nt
Organism: Cryptococcus deneoformans JEC21
Lineage: Eukaryota; Fungi; Basidiomycota; Tremellomycetes; Tremellales; Cryptococcaceae
Exons: 1
Coding region: 1-1230 (409 amino acids)
Source: RefSeq, a predicted model, not a curated record
AUGGCUGAGAACGGUUUUAAGAUGCUGGGAACUAUGGUCGGUCCGAAGAAAGCGAGGGAAGAAUUCCUGAAGAGCAAGAUGGAGAGCGAAGUGAAGAAGAUAGCCAGACUGAAGGAUCUACCGAACCAACACGCCCUGCUGCUGCUACGCUUCUGCAUUCAACAGAACCUGCGCCACCUCCAACGCAGCCUCAAGAGCGACGAUCUGAAGGACUACUGGGAGAAGAUGGAUCAGGAAUUGUGGGACGAAGUGCAGAGAAUGAGGACAAGGCAGACAGAGGGCACCGAGGCCGAGAACGCGUUAGGAAAGAAGCUGAGCCAUCUCCCAGCCCGUUUCGGCGGUCUAGGUCUCCUCUCAUUCACCGAUGUAGCUCCCCUAGCUUACAAAGCGGCAGCAGCGCAAGCAGACAAGCAUCUGGCCAACAUCUUCGGCCUCGACCUCCCAGACGAAGCUCCUACACCAAGCCAACGCGAACUCUGCUCCUCCAUGUGGGAGCAUCAGCAAACAACCAUCCUCGAAGGCCUGAAUGACCCUGCACGCAAGAGACUCAUAGAAAAUGCAUCCAAGAUCGGCAAGCGUUGGCUCAACGUGAUUCCCUACUUCCAGCCACUUCGUCUAUCCAACCAAGAGGUCGCAACCGGCCUCCAUGAUCGAACACUGGUCGGAUCUUCAAUUGCCAUCUGCUCCUUCUGUGGUUCCGACUCUCCCCUCGGCCACGACGAACUUUGCCGCUCCAGAAACUCCUGGGCUCAACGCCGCCACGACUCAAUCAACAGAAUCAUCCACCGUGGGCUGCAGAGCGUCGAGGGGGCGGUGGUUUCGCUGGAGCCGAGAACUCUCGAAGGGCAGAGGCGCAAUGACUUACGGGUACGAGGCAGGUGCGGGCUCCAUGCGACUGACUACGACCUCAAAGUAUACUGCCUCAAUGAUCGGGAUGCUAGAAGCACGCUUAGCGCAAAACUGCCCUCUACUCCAGUCGCCACGCAUGUUCUCAAUCGCUGCCUUUCCUGGCUCGACAAAGUCAGCGAAAUUGCAACCAAGAAGGCGCCGGCAACCCACGCAGGAGUGUUCAAGGCGGUGGUAAUGUCGACAGGCGGUUUGAUGAGCAGAGAGACGGCGGACGAGAUGAGGAAGUGGAGGAGGGAGAUGGGUCACAUGGCGUUCGAAGGGAUGAUGAGAAAGAUGAGUUUGGAGCUAGUGAGGGCAAGGGCAAGGACGUUCGCUAUGUGA